Rhipicephalus sanguineus (brown dog tick) is the source of this 1532-nucleotide messenger RNA. RefSeq lists its product as uncharacterized. The record is from RefSeq and is a predicted model, not a curated record. Lineage: Eukaryota; Metazoa; Arthropoda; Arachnida; Ixodida; Ixodidae. Bases 462 to 1307 code for a protein of 281 amino acids. The transcript is spliced from 11 exons.
AAUGGUGGUUGCUGGGCGCACGUGUGUGUUUCGUCAUUGUUCAUUAUUGUGAUAGGUCGCCUCUAAACAUCCCAGACAUCUGUAUCAGUGCGAGAGAUAGUCGGUCAUUGAAUAUUCACCAAGCUGCGCCGCUUCGCAUGGCGGCGAAGUAGGCGCCACCGAUAAUCUUGCGGUUAGCCGCAACUGUUGUCGCAAAAGCACCCGUCAGUGGACAGGCUAGGUCAAACAUCCUCGGCAGCGAAGACAGAGUAAAAAAAAAAAAACCGGAAAGUUGCUUCAGCGGCGGAAAUUUACCAGGAGCCUUUCUAUCUAAGUGCAUCCCAGUCGAUAAAGGUGAACAAUGGCCGUUCACUAGACGCAGAGCCAGCAGGUAUAAAAGUGGUGCUAGCCGAUGGGGGAGCAUCGAUACGUUUUGUGUACGUCUCCUGCCUUAGUGCACCACCGGAGCAAUAGCAAAUAAAAUGAAGCUCACCGGGUCCCUCGUGUUCCUGGGUGUUCUUGUCGGAGCCUAUGGAGCUGUUUUGAACCCCAGGCAUCACCACAACCAAGAUGAAGACUGGGCAAAGAUACACUACCGGAUCUGGGGCGAGAACCCUUGGGACAGACCGGGUAACCCUCCGCCUAUCUUUCCUCCGGACGAUUUCCUGCGGUACUCGCAGAUUGGCCGAUGGUGGAAUCAGGAAAGGCCGUGGGAAAACCCGGCGAGGCCUUGGCGGGCUGCAUUUGCAGACAACAAAGAAGACGAAGCUGACGAAUACCAUCUGUGGGGCAAGUUUCCAUGGGAGCGUCCAGGAAACCCAGCUCCUUUUGUCCCACCUUCCGAUAUGACGACGUUCUCGCAGAUAGGUCGCUGGUGGAAUCUGGACGAGAAUGAAGGAAAUCCUGGAAGGCCACUGAGCCAGUUCCUGUCCGAAAAGAAAGGUGUUUCCCUUUCAGACGAGGAUUCGGUUGAAUACCGUUUGUGGGGAAAGUUUCCAUGGGAACGCCCAGUAAAUCCACCACCUUUCGUGCCACCGCCAGACACUGUGUCAUACUCACAGAUUGGUCGCUGGUGGAAUCAGGAGGAGACUGGCAAAAGCCCUGAAGAGCUUGCAAGGCACCAGGGUGACGAUCGCAGUGAUGAGAAGACUUUGGACCAGAACCCCACGCAGGAUAUUCACGAAGUGCGCCGGAAGUUUGUUCCCUCGUUUCCAUCAAGAGACCAGAAGCUCACCAGGGUGGCCCGCUCGAUAUGGCAGACCAAGCCUUGGGAGAAACCAUGGAACCCACCCCCAUUCCUUCCAGGGCAGUAUCCCCCUCUCCAGUAAGUGGUCCGCCUGUGCUCAAGACCGUGCAUUCGCAUCACGUAAGAAGUAAGGGACGAUUACGUCUGACAGUGCGUGAAGCCAAUCAACGGCUUCAUUCUCCUGACAGCUCGGACCGCUGUUCAAAACGGCUGCUCACCAACAUACGCGCCAUUUCACGAGACUCAUGAAGGAACGUUCGAACAAGAAAUAAAUGUACAUACUCGAUUUUAAUGAAAACUUGAAAAA